This is a messenger RNA of Drosophila takahashii, 775 nucleotides long. Its product is annotated as transmembrane protein 256 homolog. Gene Ontology annotation, cellular component: membrane. NCBI's taxonomy places the organism in Eukaryota, Metazoa, Arthropoda, Insecta, Diptera, Drosophilidae. The record is from RefSeq and is a predicted model, not a curated record.
CUAAUACGCCAGUCCGGCAACGCCCGGGCAUUUUGCGUCAAAAUUGUUAGUAGCUGCAGCUGAUUCUCCAUUUCCUAGCGCCAAACAAAGUUUGAGCAUUAGUACACAAUGUCAGUCGCCGACACCAUUGAAUACGUGACCCUGGGCAAUCCUGUCAGCAAAAUGGUGGCUUCAUCCGCAUCCGCACUGCUCCGCACCCUAGGUUUGCGCCCCAAGAAGGUGACGGUGCAGGACACGAACAUGGCUUUGCUUCCGUCCGCGCACAGCUACGUGCAUCCCCACGGAUCGCUAUAUUGCCUCGCCGGCAGCCACUACCACUUUGUGCGGCUAGCCGGGAUCGGCGGAGCGUCGGCCAUCUUUAUGGGUGCCUACUGCAAGUACGUCCUCAAGGACGUCAGCGAUCCCAAGGAGCAGGUGGACUCGCAGGCAUUCGCCGAUGUGGCCAAUCGCAUCCACUUCCUGCACUCCUUCGCCAUGAUGGCCAUGCCGCUGGCCCACUAUCCCGUGCUCACUGGGACUUUGAUGAUUACGGGCACGAUGCUAUUCAGCGGCUGCAUGUACUACCGCGCUCUCACUGGCGAAAAGGGGCUGCAGCCGUACGCGACCGUCGGAGGAUUCUGCCUGAUGGCCGCGUGGCUGUCGCUGGUCCUCUAGGAUGAGCGGAGGAAGGAGGAAGGCUACUUAUGUAUAUCUUAUAUAGCACAUUCUGAACAGUUAUGUAGUCAGAGAGGCAACUAAAGCUAAGCCAAGUUUAACAUACAACAUCAGCUAAAAA